Aegilops tauschii subsp. strangulata is the source of this 1140-nucleotide messenger RNA. The record is from RefSeq and is a predicted model, not a curated record. Lineage: Eukaryota; Viridiplantae; Streptophyta; Magnoliopsida; Poales; Poaceae.
AUGAGCGCCAACUUCCAGAAGCUCCAAGCGCUCCACCGUGCCUACCAAGACAAAGUGAAAUCUAGGAUGGCGUUGGUGGACAAGGCGGAGGCAGAUUUUGAGGCAUGCAUCGCUGAGACGCAUAUCUGGUUUGGCGAGGCCCGGGACGAACUGAGGGCUGCCCAGGGUGAGCUAGAUGAGCGCAAGCAAGAGCUCAUCCUGAAGCAGGCCGAUAUUGAGAAGGCCCAGGAGGUGGCGAAGGAUCAGGCCGCCAAGGAUGAGGCUGCUCGGCAGCAGCAGCAAGCUCUGCUGAACAGCCAGGAGGAGGACCUCGUUGCCCGUGAGCAGCCGCUUGCCGCCACGCUCUGUGGCAAGGACGAGGAGAUCGGGAAGAUCGUUGCGCAGCGGACCCAGGAGCUGGAGCAGAGGCAUAAGGACACACUUGAUGCUCUGUCCCUGGACCACGCCGGCAAGGUGGAGAAGCUGGAGCUGGAGCGGGAGGAGCUAAAGAAGAAGAUCUUGGAGUUGACAGAGGAAAGGGACACAGCCAACCGCGCUCCAGCGGAUUCGCAGGUCACCAUCUUCGAUAAGGCCAAGCUGCUCUCCGAGGCCAAUGACUCCAUCAACGACCUGAAGGUGAAACUGGACAGCUUGGAGGGGAAGCUUUCGGAGGCCGGGGCUCGUGAGGAGACCCUGAACAAGGCCCUGGAGGACAAUAAGCGGCUGCGGAAUGAUGACGCCGCCGAACACAAGGAUUACGCGAAGAGCGUAAACCUCUGGAUCAGCCGCCUCGUCGACAUCGCCGGGAGGUUCACCGCGAAGCUUGCCGUCAUGGGCAUGCCGGAUGUCAGAUACUCCCAGGGGCCGAACGUGAUCCCCAAUGCCAGGCUGACCUUGUUCUACGAGGGCGUCCUCAACGCCCUGGAGCAGCUCCGCUCCAAGCGAGCGACCCAUCUGGCCAACGGGCCCCGGGGGCAAUGCCGGGGCACUCUGACCAAGGUGCUUACCAAAGUGGCAUUAUGGAACCCCAGCGACAACUUCGCCGACGCGCUGGAGAGCUUGCCGGAGGGUACGGACCUCACGGCGCUCGAAGAGCAUAUCGAGCCCAUCAUCGGCUGCAUUGAUGGGGUCAAGAGGGUGGAGGGCCAGCGCCAGGACUAG